This is a messenger RNA of Liolophura sinensis, 1671 nucleotides long. Its product is annotated as dr1-associated corepressor-like. The record is from RefSeq and is a predicted model, not a curated record. Bases 73 to 1023 code for a protein of 316 amino acids. The transcript has 7 exons. Lineage: Eukaryota; Metazoa; Mollusca; Polyplacophora; Chitonida; Chitonidae. Gene Ontology annotation, biological process: transcription by RNA polymerase II. Gene Ontology annotation, cellular component: negative cofactor 2 complex; nucleus. Gene Ontology annotation, molecular function: RNA polymerase II general transcription initiation factor activity; protein heterodimerization activity; core promoter sequence-specific DNA binding.
ACAAGAUCUGCUGUGGUGUAGGGUUUUUGUCUUCCAGGUAUUUUCUGAGCAAAACUCUCAAUUCAUCCCACCAUGCCCAGCAAAAAGAAGAGAUAUAACGCAAGAUUUCCUCCGGCCCGCAUAAAGAAGAUCAUGCAAACUGAUGAAGAUGUUGGGAAAGUGGCUGCAGCUGUUCCAGUUAUCAUAUCUCGGGCAUUGGAAUUGUUUAUUGAGUCUCUCAUACUGAAAGCUAAUGAGACAACACAGAGUAGACAUGCCAAAACUUUGUCAACAGCACACAUAAAGCAAACUAUAGAGGCAGAGAAGAAAUUUGACUUUCUCAGAGACCUGGUAGCCUGUAUUCCUGAUCAUCAGACUGAAGAAGAUGGUGACACGUCCAAUUCUUCGGACAGUAAAAAACCUAGAGCCCCAAGACAAAGGAAGUCCAAGGUGGAUGGAGCUGGACCAAGCAGGAGAGCACAGAGGAAAAACUCAUCAGACAGUUCCCAUUUGGAAGUCGAUGAGGACGAUGACGAAGAGACAGAAAGUGAUGAUGAACACGAGCGCCUGUCAGGUGCUAAUCACCCUGAGGGAAUAAGCAAUUCACAUGGUCCCCCAGGAGAGACUUUUCACUCCCCUGAUGCCACAGAAGCACACUCACCAAGCACUAGUGAUCGACUUCAGAAUCCAGCAUCAUCGGGUCCUGCAGAAACCUUGAGCUCUCCCCACUCCAGCACUGAUACCUCGCCAGCCCCGGCUGGAUGUGCCCCCCAUCCAGGAUCUCAAGCGGCUAACUAUUACCCCCCUUCUCAAGGGGCUGGACCAUCUGUCUCUCAUUUGAGUCCGUCCACUCCAGGCUUUCCUAGGUUACCCGUCGGAGGAAUGUCCUCAAGUCUUUCACAGGGCCAGAGUGCACAGCCAUACUAUGUGCCUCUCUUCAAUCAUGGGGCACCUGCCACCUCAGGCUUAGCUGCUUCGCCAAUGUUUUCAAACCUUCAGAUGUAUAAGCCGCCUACGAGUGAAGAUGAUGACUAUGAUGCUUGACAUUUGAACAAGUUAUUGUUUGUAACUGUGAAAGUGCAAUGUGUGGAAUGAAAGAAGUGUUAUUUCAUGUUAAGGCAAGCUGUAAAACACAAAGCAAACGAAUCAAAUCUUUAAUGGUAACCUUAUAGCGAAGAAAUAGCCAGAACACUAUUAGAGAACAUUUUGCAUAGUUUAUAAGGUUAUAACAGAUUCUCGUGCGAGGAUUAUUCUGCGUAGACAUUGUAUUACAGUACGUAUACAUCACAAUAGACUUAAAAUGUAACAGAUUUGAAUUUUUCUCUCUGGGUUUCCUUACUCCUAUAUCAUAACAAAUGGUAUUGCUCCUGUCCUGUAAUUCAGGUGGACUUCACAACAGGGGUGUUUGACUGGUGACUUUGACAUUAUAAUUAACUUUUGGAUGUUGGAUUUCUCAAUUUUUGUCGUAAACAUAACCUGCAAGAAAAUCAUGUUCAUGGUGAAGAAAUUAUUUGAAAAUAAAUGGCAGAAAGAAAGAUAUAUUUAGAUCUACUAAGUCUUUCCGGAAUUGUGAAAUUUGAUGCUGUUUGCUACUGUGUGGCAGGUUUGUCAAUCUCAUAUUCAUUGUUAUUGUACAUUAUUCAUGUUCAUGUGUGAGAGAGAUGUUUUAUGAAAAUUAAAUAAGCAUGUGUG